AAACGCUUCCAUAGUCCCAUAAAGUUAAGUCAGAGGCGAUUAUUAUCUGGAACUUAAAAUGGUGUCCAUUAAGACUUUUUUGAAUAUUCAUAGAGGAGAAAUCUUUGUAGCUGCAACAAUGGGGAUAGUUUUAAUAAUUGUAAUAAGGAAAAGGCAGAAGAAUCGAAUAAAAAAGGCGUACCCGUCUAACACCAUCAUUCACCACCAGAUCGGCCGAGGACCUUAUGCUCCAAGUAUAACGCCGUUUGCAGUGAAGCUGGAGACCUACUUACGGAUGGCAAAAGUCCCAUAUUUGAAUGAAAAUGAUAGUGUGACCAACAGAAGUUCUAAAGGGAAAUUGACCUGGAUAGAAUACAAUGGGCAAGAAGUAGCAGACUCGGAAUUCUGUAUCCAGUUUAUAAACAAAACAUUCAACAUUGAUCUGGAUAAAAACUUUUCUGAUGAGGAAAUCGGGGCAGGUAGAGCAAUCCAAAGGAUGGUGGAUGAACACUUACACUGGACAGUUGCUUUACAACGAUGGGUUUAUGACCCCAAGCACGGAAUUGAUGUCAGAAAAUUUCUGAAUAUUCCAUGGCCAAUGUUCUAUAUGGUUGGAAACUUGGUGAAGAAGCAGAGCUACGCACAGGGAGUAGGAAGACACAGCGAGGAAGAGGUGCUGCAAGUGAUGGAUGAAGAUCUUAUGGCCUUGUCAAAGUUUUUGGGUAUGAAAAAGUUCAUGUUGGGUGAACAAGCCAGUCAGACUGAUUGUGCCGUGUUUGGAAUGUUAUCUCAGAUUCACUGGCAUAGCUUUGGAGGUACAGGAGAGACGUUGUACAAAAAAUAUCCCAAUUUGAGCGCAUACUGUGAACGGAUGAAGGCAAAGUUUUGGCCUGACUGGAACGAAUGUAUAACCGAAGGUUGGACGAGAACAGCUUCUAAAUAAUUAUGACCUGUGAAAAAUGCAUUAGAACACUUAGAGCUACAGUGGUUGGCCAUAAAUGAGUUCGCAAAAUAGCCGACGUUUACGUAGGUCUCGUCAUCAGCUGAAUUUUUUGGACCAAUUAUUUAUAACACUAAGUAAAAAUGACUUAACAGACAUAUAUGUUACUGUGUAUUAUAUCCUUGGGAGUGAAUUAAUCAUAGAAUUUUCCAGGUUUAGCGAUGUACAGGCUUUGUAUUGAAUAAAACGGGAGACUACUCGAAAUGUAAACAACAACUCUUCCUAGGUCACAAAAAAUUCGGGUUUCAUUUUUUGACCUUUGUACUUGUGUAAUCAAUAUAUUUCCUAUGGUUUAAUGAUAUUAAUGUCUGAACGUUAUGUAUGCCCAAAAUUGCGUUGAUAUUGUGUUCCUUUACGAUUUAAUUGGACAUAGAAUUCGUGUUAUCUUUUUUUGGACAAACUAUCGGCGAUUUGUAAAGUGCCGAACAACGACCGAUGAGAAGCAGUCUGAUUACGGUUUUAUUCAACACCAUAGACUCUGAUCUUGCAGUAAAUCAAGCUUUUCAGUUCUUAAAAGCAUAUUUUCUGUUAGUUUUUGGGGCUCUAAAACGGCAUUCGGUCAUCUAGCGGUGCCCUUUUUUCAACAACUUUUACUUCGAGUUACAAUUUUAGCCUUAUUCCGAUCUUUAGUAUUUAAAACUUUACCUCACAGUUUUUGCUGUAUAUUCCGAUCAUCCUUCCAGUUUAAGACAUUAAAAUAUCCAACAUCUGACAUCUGUAUGACGAUUUGUUUCUGCCUUCCCCUAUUUUUUCUCCGCUUGGGCGCCAUGUCGGUUUGCAGACGAUAAUUGUUUAACAAAGGGAGAUAACUCAAAAAAUAACAUCGGCAAAAACAGUAAAAAAUUUGGAGAAUCACCGGACGAUUUUUUGAUUCUGGUUAUCGUAGAAAAUAGGCUUUAUUUUCUUUUUUAAAUCUACCUUACAGAAAAAAGUAUGUUACGGCGGCCAUUUUGCGAACUCAUUUAUGGCACGCGACUGUAUAUAUUGCUUUAUGUAGGAACGGGUUAAAAUUUUGAUAUAUUUUUUCAAACAAAUAUAAAUAAAACCCGAGUGGAAGUUCAAGUCCAGACUAAACCUUGAAAUAGAACAAAGUUGAAGUUGUGUUUCUUGUUUCACUUAAGUUAAACUUGGUUUAAACAAGUAUCAUCAUUACAUUAUCAAUUUAUUUUAGCGUGAUUUCCCCCAAAAAGUUAGCUGCACAAAAAUAUUUCCCAGUACCAACCUCUCGCUGAUUGGUCGAUUGGUUUGUGUCUUUAUGUAGGGUGUAGAAUCAUAAAAGUAUUGAUAAAAAAAACCAAAUUAUAUUAAAACAGAAUAUAGGAUUUUUUCUCAAACUUUAUAACUGCAAAAAACGGUACUUGAAUGAUAAAUAAAAAAAAUAUACAUUGGA
Magallana angulata is the source of this 2369-nucleotide messenger RNA. Its product is annotated as failed axon connections homolog. Lineage: Eukaryota; Metazoa; Mollusca; Bivalvia; Ostreida; Ostreidae. The record is from RefSeq and is a predicted model, not a curated record. Bases 59 to 922 code for a protein of 287 amino acids. The transcript has 6 exons. Gene Ontology annotation, cellular component: cytoplasm.